Molecule: messenger RNA, 1513 nt
Organism: Eruca vesicaria subsp. sativa (arugula)
Lineage: Eukaryota; Viridiplantae; Streptophyta; Magnoliopsida; Brassicales; Brassicaceae
Source: the annotation of a GenBank genome assembly
GUCCGGUUUAGGGAGUUCUUCUCCCACCACUGCUUACUGUUAUCGCCGGCGUUCUGCAACUCCCCAAAGAAGCAAAAAUGCACGGAGACGCUACGAAUUGGAACGAGGAUGAGUACAGAGAAGCGAUUCUCAAGGAACGAGAGAUACAGACGCGCACCGUCUUUCGAACCGCCUGGGCUCCUCCGUCGAGAAACCCUAACCCAGACGCCUUUGUCGUCGCUUCCAGCGACGGAACCCUAGCUUUACACUCGACGAACUCGCUUGUUUCCCAAACGGCGGCGUUUGGGUACUCGAAAGGUGAGGACUUUAUGGUGGCUGUACCUGAGGGAUUGGUUAGGGCACACGAAGGACCAGUGUAUGAUGUCAAGUUCUAUGGAGAAGACGAGGAUGCUUUGCUCCUCAGUUGUGGGGAUGAUGGUAGAGUUAGAGGAUGGAAAUGGAGAGACUUUGCUGAUUCUACAGAGAACCAUGUCAAGCCAUUACUUGAAUUGACUAAUCCACAACACAAAGGUCCUUGGGGUGCUCUUUCGCCAAUGCCCGAGAUCAAUGCCAUUUCUGUUGAUCCUCAGUCAGGAAGUGUAUUUACCGCUGCUGGUGAUUCUUGUGCAUAUUGUUGGGACUUGGAGAGUGGUAAAAUAAAAAUGACCUUUAAGGGGCACUCAGACUAUCUGCAUUGUCUAAUUUCACGUAGUUCUGCAAGUCAGAUAUUGACGGGUUCGGAGGAUGGGACGGCAAGAAUCUGGGAUUGCAAAACAGGGAAAUGCAUUAAAGUGAUUGGUUCCCAGGAAAAAAAGUCCCGGUUUCGCAUUAGUUCGAUGGCUCUCGAUGAAAGUGAAAGCUGGUUGGCGUGUGGACAGGGUAAAAAUAUUGCUGUAUGGAAUCUUCCUGCCUCAGAAUGCGUAUCAACAAUAUUCUCCACAGCACAUGUGCAAGAUGUGAUGUUUGAUGAAAAGCAGAUAUUGAGUGUAGGAGCAGAACCACUUCUAAGGCGUUUCGACUUAAAUGGAGCUUUACUUUCUCAAAUUCAGUGUGCUCCUAGUUCAGCAUUUUCAGUUUCUUUGCAUCCAGCAGGAGUAGUUGCUGUGGGAGGCUAUGGAGGUCUUGUUGAUGUCAUCUCUCAAUUUGGAAGCCAUCUCUGCACGUUUCGUAGUAGCUCAUUGUGAAUCUCUUUUAGAGUUCUUCGGUUUCGCUCAAUAACCCUAAAAGAGAUAUUAAAAAUAAGGAUGCAAAAGGUUUUUUGUGAGCCAGAUUAUUAGCCUUUCUUAGGUUCUUGUCCCUGGAAAGUAGUCCAAAAUUUCGUCCGUUUCACAAAUGUCCUUUGUGGUUAGUGGAAAGUGUAGUGUUUUUGGUCCGGUUCGAUUUAAUUUGACUAUAGACCAAAUUAUUGAGACCGAUUGGUGGUUCAGUAUCGAAUUGAAAGUCUUUGGAAUGGGUCGGUUUAGUCUGAUAACUUAGAUAUGGUAGUAUGAAUGUGAGAAACUUAAUGAACUUUCCUUUUGACUUUCAAUUGUUG